Molecule: messenger RNA, 1639 nt
Organism: Cryptomeria japonica (Japanese cedar)
Lineage: Eukaryota; Viridiplantae; Streptophyta; Pinopsida; Cupressales; Cupressaceae
Product: cytochrome P450 750A1
Exons: 2
Coding region: 46-1566 (506 amino acids)
Molecular function (GO): heme binding; oxidoreductase activity, acting on paired donors, with incorporation or reduction of molecular oxygen; iron ion binding
Source: RefSeq, a predicted model, not a curated record
GGUUUCCAUUGAUUGCAGGCUUGCAGCUUUCCAUUUUCUCAUAGCAUGGAAUCCCUCAAUGACGCCGUGACUAUUGGACUUGUGAUUUUCUUCUUAUUCUGCUGCUUCGUCUAUAAGCUGAGGAGGGACGGCAGCAGACUGAAACUGCCUCCAGGACCACGUCCAUGGCCUGUUGUGGGAAAUCUCCAUCUCUUGGGAAACCUUCCCCAUCAAGCUCUUACGACAUUGGCAAGGAAAUACGGAUCCAUUAUGUUUCUCCGUUUGGGCUCCGUCCCCACUGUUGUGGUUUCUUCUCCUGCCAUGGCAAAAGAAUUCCUCAAAACGCAUGAUUUGGUCUUUGCAACCAGACCAAACUGUGCAGUGGGGAAAUACAUAUGCUAUGAUCGUAAAGACGUGGCGUACGGCCCCUAUGGAGGGUACUGGAGGCACAUGAGAAAGCUGAUGACGGUGGAGCUGCUCACAGUGAAGAGAAUCGAUUCUUUCAGAUUCGUGAGAGAGGAAGAAGUGUCUGCCAUGAUAGCCUCCAUCUGGCAGGAGAGCAGGCAAGGAGCGCAGUGUGUGAAUGUGAAGAAGAGACUCUCCUCCCUUACACAAAAUAUUACCUGCAGAAUGUUUGCCAGCAAGGCUUACUCCGACAACGACUUGAGAGGAGGGCAUGGCUUCAAACAAAUGGUUGAGGAGAUGUUUGCUGUAGCCGGCGCAUUUUGCGUUGGUGAUUUCGUUCCUUACCUCGACUGGCUCGACUUUCAGGGAAUCCGUCGUCGCAUGCAGGCUGUUCACAAAAUAUUCGAUGGAUUUGCUGAGAACGUAAUCGAUGAGCACAUUCGUCGUAGAAUGGGGAAAGGUAAAUCGAAGGAAGAAGAUCGCAUUAUAGACAUGGUAGACGUGAUGCUCGACAUGACCGAGACGGACGGCCAAACAAUAUCACGGGUCAACAUUAAAGCAAUCAUCUUGAAUAUGCUAACUGCGGGAAUAGAAACAUCGUCAACAACAGUAGAAUGGGCAAUGAGUGAACUGCUGAGGAAUCCUUCAACGCUAGCACAAGCACAGCGAGAGAUGGAAUCAAGAGUGGGCAAAGACAGCAGAGUAAAGGAGAGUGACGUCAGAAACUUCGACUACUUGCGAUUCGUGGUGAAGGAAACAUUUCGACUUCAUCCGCCGUUUCCUCUGCUCAUUCCGCACGAGUCGAUGGAAGGCUGCAGCGUUGGAGGAUAUUUUUUUCCGCCAGAGACGAGGCUGUUUGUAAAUGUGUGGGCAAUGGGAAGGGAUGAAAACGUUUGGAAAGACGCUCAGCUGUUCAAGCCCGAGCGGUUCAUGGGCAGUAAUAAGGAUGUGAGAGGUCAGGACUUUGAUUUGCUGCCGUUUGGAACAGGAAGAAGGGGAUGCCCUGCAAUUUCGAUGGGUGUUUCUGUUGUUGAGUUGGCACUUGCUCAGCUGCUCCAUUGCUUUGACUGGACUGUGGAGGGCGAGGUGGAUGUGGAGGAAGAGUUUGGAUUAACCGUUCCCAGAAAAAAUCCACUGUCUGUCCGCCCUUCAUGGAGGCUGACAACUGAAUAUCCUAAUUAAUAGAUUGUCAUCUGAUAGGUGUUUUGGCAUGGCUAUUAUAUAUGUAGUUAUUAUCAGAUUCAUGUUGCACUCC